Molecule: messenger RNA, 4839 nt
Organism: Syngnathus acus (greater pipefish)
Lineage: Eukaryota; Metazoa; Chordata; Actinopteri; Syngnathiformes; Syngnathidae
Gene: cntn2
Product: contactin 2
Exons: 23
Coding region: 289-3435 (1048 amino acids)
Biological process (GO): cell-cell adhesion; brain development
Molecular function (GO): cell-cell adhesion mediator activity
Source: RefSeq, a predicted model, not a curated record
CGACAACUUGUCAGUGAUGGAAAUAAAGAAGGGAUGCGAAGAAAAGCAAGGGGGCAGGCGGAAAAGAAUGGGAUGGGAUGGGAUGAGCGGAUCGCGACAGUAGAAUGUGGCAGGCAGGACAAAAUCGUGUCCAUCCAAAGACUCUUUUGGGUUUCCUUGACAAGGGAAUGAACGCCUUCUAAUUAGCCCUGCGCGGCUCUCAUCAUUGCUGCUGCAUCGGCGGGCUUCAAGGCAUAAACAGGUCUCGCAGACUUGACUUGGACUGCACCUAAUCUCUUUGUGAAGUGGAUGGAGACCAUGGAGCUUUUCUUCAGCCUACUGCUCCUCAGCUCACUUCCACUUCAGGCUUUGGGUGGAGACGUGUGUGUGUCUGGUCACGAUAGCGGGCCGGUCUUUGAAGAACAGCCAAGCAGUCUAAUCUACCCCGAAGGCCUGAGUGAAGGCAAGGUAGUUCUCAGCUGUCAGGCCAGGGCAAGUCCAGCUGCUUCCUACAGGUGGUUGGUGAACGGUAGCGAGGUUCCGCUGGGUUUAGACCUCCGUUAUAGCAUGGUCGCCGGUAACUUGGCCAUCGGCAGACCCGAGUCGGCACGAGACACGGGUUCUUAUCAGUGUCUGGCCAUCAACCGCUGUGGCACUAUCAUCAGCAGAGCAGCGAACCUCAAAUUUGGCUACCUCCACGACUUUCCUCCUGACAGCAGGAGUCCUCAGACGGCUUAUGAAGGCAUGGGGUCAUUCCUGGCUUGUCAGCCGCCUCCACAUUACCCAGCUCUGUCCUACCGGUGGCUCCUCAACGAGUUUCCAAACUUCAUCAAGAAAGAUGCCGGCCGCUGGUUUGUAUCCCAGGUUACGGGUAACCUCUACCUUGCCAAAGCGGAGAUCAAUGACACGGGCAACUACUUCUGCUUCACGACCAUCAACAUGGACAUCAGUACCAAAAGUACCUUCAGCAAAGCCAACCAACUCACCGUACUACCUGAAGCCAAUCCAAAGAAGUGGGCUCCAAUCAUCAAAGUGCGCUUCCCGGCCGAGACCUACGCCCUUGCCGGACACGCCGCUCACUUGGAGUGCUUCGCCUAUGGAAAUCCAGUCCCAAAUUUGAGAUGGAAAAAGGUGGAUGGACUCAUGCCGUCCAAGGCGGGUUCUAGCGUGGAGGGUCCCACCCUGAUCCUACCAGAUCUGUCCUUUGACGACGAGGGCGUCUACGAGUGCGAAGCCCGCAAUUCCGAGGGAGUCGAUGUGUAUCAGGGCCGCAUCAGCGUGCAAGCUCAGCCAGACUGGUUGCAGGUGAUGAGUGACUCUGAAGUGGAAAUAAGUUCUGAGCUUCACUGGAGUUGCGUGGCUGCCGGGAAACCGCGACCUUCCAUUCGCUGGCUCCGCAACGGACAGCCGCUCACUACGCAGGACAGAGUAGAAGUCAAUGGCGCUCGUCUGAAGAUCAGCAACCUGGCUCUGGAGGAUUCUGGGAUGUACCAGUGCGUUGCUGAGAACAAGCAUGGAACAAUCUACUCUACCGCUGAGCUAAGAGUCCAAGUUCAGGCUCCAGACUUCCGAUCGAACCCAGUGCGAAAACUGAUCCCUGCAGCCAGAGGGGGACGAGUGAGCAUUGAAUGUCGCCCGCGAGCUGCCCCCAAGCCCAGCCUCUUCUGGAGUCGAGGGACCGAGUUGCUCACCAACAGUAGCAGGGUGACGGUGACUCCCGACGGAGUCUUGUGGAUCACCAACAUAAGCAGAGCAGAUGAAGGCAAAUACACUUGCUUUGCUGAAAAUUAUCUGGGCAAAGCUAACAGCACGGGACACUUGUCUGUCAGAGAUGCUACCAAGAUCACAUUGGCUCCGUCCAACGCCGACAUCAAUCAAGGUGAGAACGUGACCCUGCAGUGUCACGCCUCUCAUGAUCCCACCAUGGACCUGACCUUCACUUGGGCCCUCAAUGGGGCUCUGCUGGACCUGGAGGACUCCACGGGGCCGUACCGUCGAGUAGAGGGGAAGGAAACCAUCGGAGACCUGUUCCUCGUUAACGCUCGGCUGAGUCAGGCGGGCACUUACACGUGUAGCGCUCAAACUGUGGUGGACAGCGCCUCCGCUACAGCCAAACUGGUGGUACGAGGGCCCCCGGGACCACCCGGCGGUUUACUGGUGAGAAAUGUGGCCGAGACGUCGGCGGAGUUGAGGUGGAGUCGCGGCUACGACAACCACAGUCCCAUCGGCAAUUACGUCAUCGUGGGCCGAUCUUCUCUGACGCCCGCGUGGAAGCGCUUGCGGACCGAGCCAGUCAACAUCGAGGGCAACGCCGAGUCGGCCUACGUGAUUGGGCUGGUGCCCUGGAUGGAUUAUGAAUUUCAGGUCAUCGCUAGCAACAUCCUGGGCAGCGGCGAGCCCAGCGCGCCCUCGCAUACCAUCCGCACGCAGCAGUUAGCUCCGUCGGUGGCACCCAGUGGACUCGGGGGUGGAGGAGGAGAUCGCCAUGAACUUAUCAUCACAUGGACACCCAUGGCCAGAGAAUACCAGAACGGUGACAGCUUUGGCUACCUCCUGGCGUUCAGGAAGAAAGACACGUCAUCACAGUGGACGCAAGCGCGCGUACCUUUUGUGGAGUCGUCGCGCUAUGUGUUCUACAACGCCACUCUGACGCCAUACAGCCCCUUUGAGGUGAAAAUCAAAGCCUUUAACCGCAGGGGCGAAGGUCCCUUCAGCCAAAUUGCUGUCGUCCACUCUGCUGAGGAAGAGCCAACAGUUGGACCGCUAAGCAUAAAUGUCAGUGCGCUGACAGCUUUUGAGAUCCAAGUGUCAUGGGAGCCCGUCCUGCAAGCCAACACCAACGGGAUCCUGAGAGGAUAUGAGAUCCGCUACUGGCGCCAGCACGAACGGGAAGCGGCAGCGGAUCGAGUGCGCACGGCAGGACUCGAAAGCACAGCCAGGGUGUCCGGACUACGUCCCAGCACUCGCUAUCACGUUGCGGUUCUGGCGUAUAACAGCGCGGGCACCGGGCCACCCUCGCCGCGAUCCACCGUCACCACCAGGAAACCACCUCCUAACCGGGCCCCAGCAAAUGUAUCGUGGCGGACGGACGCUUCGUGGGUAAUUGUGCGAUGGGACCGCGUGAAGGCCAUGCACAAUGAGUCGGCGGUACUCGGCUACAAAGUUCUGUACAAGCAUGAGGGGCAAAGCGUUUUGAAGGUCCUGGACGUGGCCAAGACGUCAGUCAACCUGCCCCUGCCCAAAGACAAGAACGGAUACGUCGUACUGGAACUUCGAUCCUGGGGUGAAGGUGGGGACGGACCUGCGCACGAGAUUAUCGUCUCGCGGGACUCAGGAACCGGCAUGAUGGUGCAGAACAAGGCGAGUGUCUCCGGUCAUUCGCUCCACCUGCCGGUUGCCGUGUUUCUCCUCAGCGUUGUGUCAGGCCCAGCUCUUUCAUUGAUGAACUUCAAGUGAACACUUCCGAUGUCUCCGUUUCGUUCGGGUUGGAUUGGAACGGGUAAAAAAAAAAAAUAAUAAUCUGUGUUCAAGUAGUAGGAGGGUGAAUGUGUAGUCAUGCAUUGGUACCACGCACGUCUCAAAGCAGCGGGAGCGUUUUCACCUUCCGACACAUUGGGGUGUCAGCAUGUGUUAGAAAAGGUUUAGCGUUUGGGUCCCAGCACAGCAUUCAAAAGUCAUUAGUUGUGUCAUUGUAAAUGUAAACAUUGUUGAAAAUGAGUUGCAAUUCCACAGAAUUGUGGAUCACCACCACAGCUUGGCUUCACGGGAUCUUUUCUUAAGAGUCCAAUUGUUAAUGACUACAGAGCCACUUCUCUUUCAUGUCCGCCUUGUUUUUUUCCUUGAGGUAACGGAAGCAUGAGGGUCAUCUUGCCGUAUCAAUUGGGCAAGGCAAUUCCAAAAUGCUCUCAUGAAAUCAUUUUGUGAAGCCUCUUAAAGCUGCCUGCAUCAAAGUCACCGGCCGCCAUGUGUAAUUAUUCAUGUAUGUCACUGGUCGGAUGAAAAAAGUAUCUAGAAUGAUCGAUUGACUGGUUUGUUUGUUUUGGGGUGGAUGGAGCUGUCCAAGACAAUCCGUUGUAUUUUUCCUCAAUGGUCCCUAUUGUUUGAUGAUCAUUUUAAAAACGCUAGUGUCAUGCCUUUUCUUUUACUGCAUCUGCUUUUAUGAUACCUACAGCGAUGACGCCGUUAACAAUGUCAUUUAUCCCCCCUCAUUGUAAUCCUGUCAGCUUCUAUCAGCUCUUAUGUAAAACUUUGUCACAUUUAUUACACUGGACGGGAAAAGUCAAGUGCAGUGACUAUUUGGAACGUUCUCUGAUAAUCCAACUAAAAUUCAUCUUUGAUACACGAUAGCGGACCACGGCAGAUUUGCCCAUUUUUUAAAAAGAUCUUUUUAAUCUUUCAAACAUGGCGGUGUGGUACGGCAAAUGUGUCGGUGCACACGUCGUUUCAAAAUGUGUUCUUGUAAUGAUAAGGAUGAUGUCAUCCAUCCAUUGAGGGUCGCAGGCAGCUGACAAAGUGAGCUGGACGUAUGGACAUUUGAAGGUCUUCAUUUGGCCCAACGCACGCACGCACACACACACACACACACACACACACACGCCAGAACUGCUGACUGGCUCAAACAUGAAUGUUGCAAAUGCGUGCGUGCUUAAAGACAUCAUUUCCCAAUGCCUUCCUUUAGUAUGGUAGUAUUUCCAUUUACUGGUAGCUAGGUUUGACAAGCAAGCAAGCAACCAAGCCGUAGAAAAAGAGGAAAUUGCAAUAAUGUUGCCUUUCAGCUUUUUUCAAAGAGAUGAUGAAAAAUGUCAAGGCGGCUUGAAAUUGUUUCAAUAUGAUGAAAUAAACAUGCUGUGAUUGUAUGAC